CUUUCGCUCUCUAUCGAAUUGCAUCUCGCUCCUUUCUGCGACUCAAUGCUUCGUUCUCCGACUGGCUGAUUCCUCUCCAGUCUGCGCGCUGGCGGGGACGUCACGUUACUGCUUUCCCCCCUGCUUUAAUCCUUCCAUGCAUACAUCCUCAACCAGCCCUUGUCUCUGCCAGGAUUUGCAGAUGCGAAGCGUUGCCGGUCCGUUAUAUACGUGGUUGUGAUACGCGCCUCUUUCUGCUGUGAUACCCUGUUCUGCUGCAUUUGCCGUGUCGACAUCUCCCGAUCAUCAUGGCCGAUUUUAUUGCUUUCCACACUUAUUACUCUCGCCACAAUUUCCUAUCCCCGUCUACCAUGCUGCCACGUCCCACCAGCCACAAACGGUCGAAUUCCUCCGAGAACAACUCUCUCUCCCCCGACAAGACCGUCACGAAAGCCAGGUCUACCAAUGACCUGUCUGGAACCGUCACUGCGAAGCCGACACCGGGCGUCCGCUCGUCCAGUGUUGGCAACUUCCAGGAAACUAGCUUUAGCACCUUGAAGGAUCCCAGACUUGCGAGCCACUCGGAAGACUCGGAGACGUCAGAGUCAACACAGUCGCAUCAUCCCGACUUGAGCAAUGAGGUCGCAGCUUUGAGCGUCAAGUUGGUCCAGGCGAUCAACAAUCAGACGACACUCGAUGACAACCUAGUCGCCACUCGUCAGGAAUUGGAGCAGGCACAAGCCAAGAUCCGAGCCCUGGAGUUGGAAAAUGAAAAGUAUCGGCAAGACAUUGAUCAGGAAGUUUUGAUCAAGAAGUCCGACGUGGAUUAUGAGAUGUUGCGCUUGCAAGCUGCUUUGGCUGAAGAGAAGGCUCAGCGCGCCCUUGUGGAAAAGGAGAAGAAGGGCAUUGAACAAGAACUAGAGACAUUAACUGCCGCGCUUUUUGAAGAAGCCAACAAGAUGGUCGCCGCGGCCAAGCUUGAGCGUGAGGCUGUAGAGAAGAAAAACGAGCAGCUACGCUCUCAAGUGAAAGACACCGAAGCACUGCUUGCAUCACAUCAAGAACAAUUGGCCGAGCUAAAAUCUGUUUUGCAUGGACUCAACCUCGCCAAGGAUGAUAGCGAGACUCGCACAAUCAUCUCGACAGCUCCGUCAUCACCAACUAUGCCGCGGCAUCCUUUGCAUGUCAGCAAGAAUUCUGAGAUUCCCGACAUACCAGAGGAAAUUCCCACAUUGGAAGAGCUCACUCCAGGGCCGUCCACUAGUUUCCCACAUUUGAUCAAGCCGGUCUGUCGAACGGAUAUCCAAGCUUAUGAGGACUUUCGGGAACUCUUCACGACAUCUCGAGCUUCCAAGCCUGCAAGUCGGGCCACAAGUGGGUCUUACGCUGGCUUGAAUGUCAUGAGUCUGGCUAGUGGGUUCGGUUCAGCGUCGUCAUCUCCCGCCAAAUCUCAAACACAUUCUCCCAAUGGCAGCGUGUCUUCCCCACAGCCCGUGACUUCCCACAUUCCUCUCAAGGAGACCCGCUUCUACAAGCGCGUGCUUUCGGAAGACAUCGAACCGACCCUCCGGCUUGAUGCUGCGCCCGGGAUCUCAUGGCUAACGCGGCGCUCAGUAUUAAGUGGGAUCUGCGAUGGAACUCUCCUGGUUGAACCCAUGCCGCCUUCAGCAAAGAAAUAUGAGUUUCCUUGUUCAAUGUGUGGCGAGCGCAGAAACGGUCCCACCAACGAGAGGACCCAUCGAUUUCGGACGUCCGAUAGCGAGACCGCUCAACGAUACCCUCUGUGUGUACUGUGUUUAGAGAGAGUCCGUUCCAGCUGCGAGUUCACUGGAUACCUCCGUCUCAUCCUUGACGGCCAUGUUCGCAUUGGUGAUGCGGAAGAGGAGAAGGAUGCAUGGGAUGAAACUAUCCGACUAAGGGAGAGAAUGUUCUGGUCACGCAUCGGGGGUGGAAUUAUCCCUUUGUUUGCUCACGCCAAUGGCUUCCAAGGAAAUAUCCCUACACCUACUGAUUGCGUUGAGGCGCCUGUUGCAGAUGGUCGUGAUGAGUGCCAGCGGUCAAUCAUCUCUACUGUCCCUGAGGAUGUCGCUACUGAAACAAAGAACCUAGACGACAUUGAAGAGCACAACCAUGACGAGGGUUCUGUGGGAGACGAUCCGUUUGUGUCUGCUCCCUCCGAGUCAGAAUCUACAGCCAGCAGCGCGGCGGUCUCUCCCACGGAUGCCAACGCACCCGUAUUGAAGACAGACCUCGUUGAUGAUAUGAACGAGCAACCUGAUAUGCAGGUUAUCGUCCCUGAAAAUACGCAUGAUGAAGCCGAUAGCGUCAAGCUCUCAACUGAAGUUGAGGAGACGCCGAACAACCACGACACCACAAAGAAUGGUGAUAACUGAUAUGAUCAAUGCCGAUUUGACCCCACGAUUCUCAUCGUUUCGACAACGCGGACGUCCCUCCGUUGUCUUGCACUCUACUUGGGGUUUGAUUUCGUGUUCCGACCAGCAUUUGCGCGGACC
Messenger RNA from Aspergillus piperis CBS 112811, 2492 nucleotides. RefSeq names its product guanine nucleotide exchange factor SEC2. Bases 288 to 2372 code for a protein of 694 amino acids. The transcript is spliced from 3 exons. The record is from RefSeq and is a predicted model, not a curated record. Gene Ontology annotation, cellular component: Golgi to plasma membrane transport vesicle; cell tip. NCBI's taxonomy places the organism in Eukaryota, Fungi, Ascomycota, Eurotiomycetes, Eurotiales, Aspergillaceae. Gene Ontology annotation, molecular function: guanyl-nucleotide exchange factor activity. Gene Ontology annotation, biological process: exocytosis.